Messenger RNA from Aspergillus saccharolyticus JOP 1030-1, 1965 nucleotides. Its product is annotated as alpha/beta fold hydrolase. The coding region runs from base 1 to 1965 and encodes 654 amino acids. Gene Ontology annotation, biological process: regulation of lipid storage. NCBI's taxonomy places the organism in Eukaryota, Fungi, Ascomycota, Eurotiomycetes, Eurotiales, Aspergillaceae. The record is from RefSeq and is a predicted model, not a curated record. Gene Ontology annotation, cellular component: endoplasmic reticulum. The transcript is spliced from 6 exons.
AUGUCGGACAUGAUUAUGACCCUGCAUCCCCAGCGAGAUGCGUCGAACAACCAGAGAAUGCGACUGGAUGUAACGACAAGGCAGAAUUUGAAGAGAUGCUGUUCCGGACGCUAUCUUGAGUUGGGGGCGCAAAUCUCCGAAGCCAACCUCAACCUCCGCAUUAGGGUCUCGCACUAUCGACCACCGAUUCAACAGACCCUCAAGUCCGGCCCGCUUCUAGCCGUGCUAAGUGGUUGCUUGACUGGAAUCACCGUAGCCGCUCCGGUGGGCGUUGGCAAGGUCGAAAUCAUCGAGCGCGACGAUAGCUUGAGCGCCCGGUCCACCAGUGCAACGGUCACUGUAAGCGGGCUUGCAGUCUCGGCCAUCAACAACAAUGACGGUAAAGGAGCUGGUAAAGACUCCUAUACCAUGUAUACCGGGGAUGGUUCGACCGGGGCCGGUUGGCCUGACAAGUCUGACUGGGUGUCCUUCGAGAAUAUGUGGAGUGCCAAUAAGGCCACCAUCGGCAAAUCCUGCGCUCAGUUCGGGGUGGCCGAUAACUCGGCUACGGAAACCCAGGAGUUGUACGAUGCUAUCCAGGAGGUGGCAACCAGCUCCAAAGUGGACCACCGCUUCAUCCUGGCGGUUGUGAUGCAAGAAUCCAAGGGCUGCGUGCGCGCGCCCACCUCCACGUACAGUGUCAGCAACCCCGGGCUCAUGCAAAGCUACCAGGGCACCGGUACGUGCAACAACGGGGGCAAGGUGCAGAAUCCUUGUCCCAAGACGGAGAUUGUGCAGAUGAUUAAGGACGGAGCGAUCGGAACUAGCGAUGCGGAUGGGUUCGGACUCGCGACUCUGCUGGAUAAGUCUGCCCGCACCAAUGCAGCAGGCUUCUAUCGAGCAGCCCGGAUGUACAAUUCAGGUGCUUGGUCCAUUCCGAGUUCUGGUAAUUUGAGCGGAGCUGGAGCGACUUCUUGCUAUGCUUCUGACAUUGCCAAUCGGUUGACCGGUUGGACCACCGACCAGUGCGGCCUGGUGCGCAUCUCACCCCGACAUGCCCUAUACAUCUCCACCUCGGGUCCUCCACGGUGCCCCGGCCGCCCCGUCGUGCUCUUCUUCACCGGGGGAGGCGCCCCCAGUGCGCUCUAUCUGCGCCUGCAACGUCUGCUAUCCGUCCACUACCGUGUCUACUUCCACGAUCGAGCAGGCUACGGGGACUCGGAAAUUGAUCCGGGGGAUGCCCCCCAACCGGAUGCCGCCGAGGACACAGUAGUGACGGCUCAGAGCGCCGCGAGGGAACUGCGGGAGUUGCUCACCGUGAUUGACGUGGCGCCCCCUUAUAUCCUCGUCAGCCACUCGUAUGGCUCCAUCUGUGCCCGGGCUUUCGUGGGACUUUUUGAGCCUGUGCAGCCCUCCAUCGCAGGAAUGGUGCUGGCCGAAUCGGCGACCGAGCUGAUGUUCGAUCUCUUCCAACCCUCCGUCCCGCCACCGGCGUUUGCGGCCAUAGCACAAGGCGUCGACUACGAGGCUGUGACGCACGAGAGGGAGCGACUGGGGUUGACGGAGGAAGAGUUGGAAUAUGUGGGCAAGCAGCUUCAGAAGAGCGCCCGUGGCAGUGCCCUGGAGAACCCCAGGCUGAGUGCCAGGCAGCUGCUCAGGGAGCAGCAGUUUGCCCGGCAGGUACUCGGUGAUGCGCCCGUCAGUGUCAUCUGCGCGGACUUUACCAAGGACUUUCGAUUGAUCUACGACGAGGGGGUACGUCUGGGUCAUGGGACGGAGGCGGAGAGACGGGAAUGUAGUCAAUUCUUCGAGCGAGCGCAAUUGUUCAAUGAUGAGCUCCGAGCGGGCGAGCUCCGGCUGUCGAGCUGUAAUCGAUAUAGAAAAGUGCUCGAGGAGAGUCACAGUCUGCCGAUUACGCGACCGGAAAUUCUGGUGGAUGAAGUGCGGUGGGUUAUGGAUCGGUGGGCUACGAGAGCAAUUGCCUAA